Mollisia scopiformis is the source of this 781-nucleotide messenger RNA. RefSeq lists its product as uncharacterized. The record is from RefSeq and is a predicted model, not a curated record. Lineage: Eukaryota; Fungi; Ascomycota; Leotiomycetes; Helotiales; Mollisiaceae. The transcript has 2 exons. Bases 1 to 594 code for a protein of 197 amino acids. Gene Ontology annotation, molecular function: protein binding.
AUGGAGCAAAAGUCCGAAAUGGACGAGCAACAGUACAAGCUACAAGAGGUCAGCAAGAAAGACAAAAUGGCAAUGACGCUUUUCAAACGACCAACACCAACCGGCCCCCUCCAAACGCUACCCGUCGAGGUCCAAGCAAUGCUCUUUCAGCACCUCCCUCCCGCGACCCAGCGAAUCCUCGGCGCAACAAGCAAAACGCUCUACGAACUCUGGAAGAAAUUCCACUUCGAGCCUCUGAUCCGAGUCCACAUGGAUGAGGUGUACCCGUACACACUUAUCACCACCUUCGAUUACCGCCAGAUCCUCAAAGGGUGGACGGAUCCUAGGCUCGUCUUGAAAAGAAAUAAUGAAGUGGUCACGGAAUUGCAGAUUGAGGAAGGUAAUUACUACUUUGAAUGUGCGUUCAAAACGCAUGGUAAGACUACGUCGCGUUUUGGGAAUUUGCCGAUGGGUGCUGAACGUCCGAGGAUGUAUGAGGGGGAAAUCGGGUAUGGAUUCGUGGUUAUUGAGCAUGAGAGUUUGGUGGAGGAGAUACAUGAGCAUGAUGAGGAGAUUCUUGCUACUUUUGAGGAUAAUUAUGAACCGUUGUUUUGAGGGUUCUUUGGGCAGGUGUAAGUGGAGGUUUUUCGGUGUAAUGGGAAUCCUGUAAGAAUAGAACAGAGCUAGUUCUGGGAAAGAGUUGUGAGGAAGAGCUUUUUGCUCGGUUUGAUGAUGUUCUUUGUAAUGAGUAGAUGAAGCAAAUAUCUUAGGGUUCCUCGUCUAGAGGAGGGAUUAAUCAAAU